GAGUUCUGGCCAUUUGAUCCCUGAGAAGGAAAUCCAAGAAGUGGUUAUUGUCACUUUUUGAACCCUAUAUAAGGUAGGGUUGGUAACACUGCAAAAACACAUCUGUUCUCUGCUUUCUUCGAUUCUUUUUCCUGCUUCUGCUUGGGGAAAAUCCAGAAAGGUUAAACAUGAGCAUCACUGAUGUCCUUAGUGCUGCUGAUAUAGCUGCUGCCCUGGAGGAAUGCCAAGACCCAGAUUCUUUCAACCAUAAAAAAUUCUUCGAGACUUCUGGCCUGUCCAAGAUGUCUGCUAGUCAGGUCAAGGACAUUUUUCGGUUCAUAGACAAUGAUCAGAGUGGAUAUCUGGAUGAAGAAGAGCUCAAGUUUUUCCUCCAGAAAUUUGAAAGUGGAGCUAGAGUCCUGACCAGUUCAGAAACCAAGUCCCUGUUGGAGGCAGCUGAUAACGAUGGAGAUGGCAAAAUUGGGGCUGAUGAAUUCCAGGAAAUGGUGCAUUCUUAAAGACCCAAGUCUAUGGAGACAGAAAAAAAAAAAGAAAGGGACCAAACUGCAGGAAGGCCUCCAUAACCUUAUGAAUGGGAAAUUCCACAUUCUAUCCCUUAUUUUUUUUUCCUGGCAAGCAUCUGUAAUUUGCUCAUUGCUUUAGUGAGGUAAUAAGACUAAUGACUCUUUUUUUGAUAGCACGUAUAGUUCUGAUGUGUCCUGUAAGGAACCUCAGCAGACA
Phascolarctos cinereus (koala) is the source of this 720-nucleotide messenger RNA. Its product is annotated as oncomodulin. NCBI's taxonomy places the organism in Eukaryota, Metazoa, Chordata, Mammalia, Diprotodontia, Phascolarctidae. Gene Ontology annotation, cellular component: cytoplasm. The record is from RefSeq and is a predicted model, not a curated record. Gene Ontology annotation, molecular function: calcium ion binding.